UCUUUGCCCGCCACGUUCCUUGUGAUAACGGCCUCGCGUUGACCAGUUGGUCACCUGUGAAAGCGCGGCCCAUGGCGCCAGUGUCCCGUUCUCGCUCUCCCGAGGACACCCCGGACUCCCAGAGACGGCGACGCAGCUCGCCGGGAAGCAGCAGUUCCCUCUCUCAGACCCGCGGCCGUGAGAUCCUCGGGCCUCCGUGCGGUAGGUCGGCCGGCGCUCCUUACCUCCGCAGUGGCUCCGGGUCUCAAGAGCCCCCUGUGCUGCACAACUACGCUUUCUCGUCCGCUUCCUCCACGUACUGCGGAGGAGACCGGUACCAUCACCGCAAUCUCGCGGGCGACCGGCAGUGGGCGGAGCACUACGACGUGAAGGAGAGCUACCGGCAGAGGCGGCUGAAAGAGAGGGAAAGGAUCGGGGAGCUGGGAGCUCCUGAGGUGUGGGGCCUGUCUCCGAAGUACCCAGAGCCGGAUUCUGAUGAACACAGCCCAGUUGAAGGUGAAGAUGUGAAAACUCAGAAGGUCAGCAGCAGUUCAGAUUCCAGCUCCGAAAAAAAAAGGAAAAAGAAGGCCAGUCAUUCAAAAAACAAGAAAAGAAAGAAAAAGUCCAAAAGAAAAUAUAAGAAAUAUUAUGGUAAUAGUGACAGUAAUUCAGACUCUGACACUAAUUGUAGCUCUGAUGAAGGGAAAAAGAGAGCCAAGAAAGCCAAGAACAAAGAAAAGAAAAAGAAACACAGAGGCGGAAAUUGCAAGAAAAAGAAGAGUAAAAAGACUGGGAAAGAACCGAAUGACUCAAGUUAUAAAGAUUGUGAAGGGGAGCUGCCAGAAGAUAACUGGUUUGAGCACUCAGAUAUUACAGAUACCAUGGAUCUCAUCGGUCCAGAAGCACCUGCAAUUCAUACCUCGCAAGAUGAGAAGCCUUUGAACUAUGGCCAUGCUCUGCUCCCAGGUGAAGGCGCAGCCAUGGCAGAGUAUGUGAAAGCUGGAAAGCGGAUCCCACGAAGAGGUGAAAUUGGGCUGACAAGUGAAGAAAUUGCUUCAUUUGAAUGCUCAGGCUAUGUUAUGAGUGGCAGCAGGCAUCGCAGAAUGGAGGCUGUACGACUGCGUAAAGAGAACCAGAUCUACAGUGCAGAUGAGAAGAGGGCCCUCGCAUCCUUUAACCAAGAAGAGAGGCGGAAGAGAGAAAAUAAUAUUCUGGCCAGUUUCAGAGAGAUGGUGUACAGAAAGACAAAAGGGAAAGAUGACAAAUAAGACUUUUGUUCUAUAGCAAGACUUUGAACAACAAUUUUCUAUGACGAAAGUAGUAUUUAAAGGCUUUAUGGUGCUACUGUACCUAUGUUAAU
Molecule: messenger RNA, 1339 nt
Organism: Phyllostomus hastatus (greater spear-nosed bat)
Lineage: Eukaryota; Metazoa; Chordata; Mammalia; Chiroptera; Phyllostomidae
Gene: NKAPL
Product: NFKB activating protein like
Exons: 1
Coding region: 72-1247 (391 amino acids)
Biological process (GO): regulation of gene expression
Cellular component (GO): nucleus
Molecular function (GO): chromatin binding
Source: RefSeq, a predicted model, not a curated record